UUUAUGAAAUUCUUGGAUAGCAAAGGUGAAUUCAAAACAUCCAUAAAAAAUGAUAUAAAAGGGAUGUUAAGUCUACAAGAGGCCGCAGAUUUGAGGUUCCGAGGGGAAGAUAUAUUGGAGAAAGCUUUCAAUUUUACCACAAAACAAUUUGAGACUAUGUUAUUGCAUGAUCGUGAUCUAAUAGAUCACAUUAAUCCACACCUUGCCCAACAAGUAACUAAUGCUCUAAACCAAACCUUGCUUAAAGGUUUUAUAAGGAUGGAUGUAAGAAGUUACUUCUCCUUCUACGAGAAUUGCAAUACACAUGAUAAGAAAUUGCUAGAGUUCGCAAAACUCGAUUUCAACAUAUUGCAGAGAGUGCACCAAAAAGAAUUGGCAGAACUCACUAGGUGGUGGAAGGAUUUGGACAUUAUAAACAAAUGUCCAUUCGCAAGGGAUAGACUCGUGGAGUGUUACUUUUGUGCUUUGACGGUUUACUUUGAGCCUAAAUAUGCAUACGGUAGGAAAGUGUUUACUAAGAUAACAACAUUUUUAUCUAUAUUGUAUGAUAUAUACGAUGCUUAUGGAACUUGGGAAGAACUUGUGCUCUUUACUGAUGCAAUUAAUAGGUAUAUUGAAUAUACUUGUAUUCUUAACCAGAAAGGAAAUUAAUUAAAUUAAUCAAUCAUAUUUCUUUUUUAUUAUUUUCAGGUGGGAGAGAAAUGACUUAAAUGAAUUAUCAGAAUAUAUAAUAUAUUUUAAUGAUGCACUUCAUGAUUAUAUUGAACUCUUAAAAAAUGAGUGUGUUGAACGAGGAAUGGUUGAUGGCAUUCAAUAUCUCAAACAAAUG
Impatiens glandulifera is the source of this 829-nucleotide messenger RNA. RefSeq names its product (-)-germacrene D synthase-like. The record is from RefSeq and is a predicted model, not a curated record. Gene Ontology annotation, molecular function: terpene synthase activity; magnesium ion binding. NCBI's taxonomy places the organism in Eukaryota, Viridiplantae, Streptophyta, Magnoliopsida, Ericales, Balsaminaceae. Bases 4 to 651 code for a protein of 215 amino acids. The transcript has 2 exons.